AAUUAGAAAUGGGUUUUUGCUUCCUAUACAUAGAGUGCUAGUUAGAUUUUUAGAGCGCUCACGCUCUCUGUGCUUUCAAUUAUUGUAUCAAGUUCAGUGGAGAUGUGUCUUUUUAUUGUACAUAUCUAAAUCUAAAAAGCAUGAUUGAUAUCUUCUUUUGCACUCUGUAAAUAUGCAUCUAUGCUUAUUAUCUCUACCUGUUCCCAGGCGGCACACACCGUAUUUUGGACAACCUGACUACCGCGUGUAUGAACUGAACAAGAGACUGCAGCAAAGGACGGAGGAAAGUGAUAACCUUUGGUGGGAUGCAUUUGCAACAGAAUUUUUUGAAGAUGAUGCAUCUUUAACGCUUGCGUUCUGUUUAGAAGAUGGACCUAAAAGAUAUACGAUAGGAAGGACGUUAAUACCAAGGUAUUUUAGAAGUAUAUUUGAAGGAGGUGUAACAGAAUUGUACUAUAAUAUGAGACAUCCAAAGGAGUCUUUCCAUAACACGAGUAUUACGCUAGACUGUGAUCAAUGCACUAUGGUUACGCACCAUGGCAAGCCAUUAUUUACUAAGGUACUAUGCAACUUGCAAAUAAAUGUUAACAAGCUAACAUCUUUUGUUUUAAAGGUGUGUACAGAGGGCCGGUUAAUAUUAGAAUUUACCUUUGACGAUUUGAUGAGGAUAAAGUCGUGGCAUUUUACUGUGAGGACUCAUCGAGAAUUAAUACCUAGAUCUGUGGUAGGGAUGCAUUCACAGCAGGAUCCUAGUAUGUUAGAUCAAUUAUCGAAAAACAUCACUAGACAAGGAAUUACAAAUUCAACUCUCAACUACUUAAGGCUGUGUGUGAUAUUGGAACCAAUGCAAGAGCUGAUGUCGAGGCAUAAAGCUUACGCUUUAAGCCCUAGGGAUUGUUUGAAGACCACGCUAUUUCAAAAGUGGCAGAGGAUGGUUGCCCCGCCGGGUAAGAGAGAAUCUCAACGACCAGCAAAUAAGAGACGGAAACGCAAAGGUUCAAAUUCAGGAGGAGCGCCAAACAACGCGCCGCCGGUUCCUAAUAAGAAAAGAUCGCCUGGACCCAACUUUUCACUAGCUUCACAGGAUGUCAUGGUCGUCGGCGAACCAUCAUUGAUGGGAGGGGAGUUUGGUGACGAGGACGAGCGGCUAAUUACUCGUUUAGAAAAUACACAGUACGACGCCGCAAACUCGUUAGAUCAUGAAAACCAUGGGUUUCAUGGAUCGGAAUCUCCAAUGCCGGGUGCUAACUCGUGGGGCAGUGGUAGUGUGAGUGAUAGAGGACCCGGGGUUGGCCCCUCGCAGGGCAAUCCUCCCUCUAGUCAAGACUCUGAUAAAAAAUCUCCUGCAGUGAGUCAGUGAUGAUAGUUCAGUUUUAAUUCGAAUCUCUCAGUCAGUAUUUGCUGUUACAAGUGCGACAGUGUAAAUCAAUAAGACGAUGUUGCGUUGUUCAUUUUGUAAUUUUAUUAUAUAAAGAAGAACCGUUUAUCAAUUUACUUUAGUGCAAAAAUUGUUAAGAAUGGAUAAACAAAAGUGACUUUGUAUCCAACUGUUGUAGUAUAAUUAAGUAACAGCGAACUUAGAAGUGGAGUGCUAAUUACAGACUAAACGGACUCAUUGCACAAAUAGAGUGCAAUUCUUAUACGGUUCAUUUUUGAACCACCUACCAUAGGUACCUCUACAGAGUGAAUGUUUUCCAGUGAAGCAGCUCAGUUGUCUAGUAGAUUAAAAAAAUCACAAUAUCUGUUGGUUGUCUUCUAAAUUUGUGAACACAGUUACGUUAAAUUAGCGGUGCAUAUAUCACACAUUUGAAGCUUGCCUUUGUUACUACUUGGUGAACUAUAUACAUAGUAGCACAUUUUUUCUUAAAGGCGCCACUUACUGGUAUAAAAUUGUAAAAAGCUAAUGAUUUGACUUUUUGGUAUAAGAUGGAGUAUUCAAAAUUUUUAAAAAUUUAGAAUUGGGCGUGGUGCUGGCCACUAUGCUACCAUCAUUGACUUUUGAGUUUUAUACUAAAUCAUUUAUAUACUUUAUUUUCAUUUUAAAUGUGCAGCUUACUUACGACGCAAUUAUUGCUAUAAAAAAUAUGGGAUACGAUUUUUAUUUAUGUAGUUAAAUGAGUAGUAAUUUAUUUUUAUGUUAGGGUAUCGAUUUUUUCAUUCUUAUAUACCUUAUCUCAUAUUUUGUGCAAAUGUUCCAGCCAUCCUUUGUUAAAAGUUGUUACGAUAAUAUUAUUUAUUUCAUUCUCAAGAUCUGUGUUAGGCGAUAUUUAUUUAAUACAUGUAUUGUACAAAUAAAAAGCUUCUGAAAUGAAAAUUUGUUGUGGAUGAAGAUUAUGUUUAUUACAUUAAAUGUAUAUUUUUUAAUGGAGUGUGUUCAAAAGUAAUUGUAAAUUUCCAUAGUGAAUCAAUUUUAAUUUAUAUUUAAAAUUCGACUUUCGUAUGUACGUACCUUAAUUAAAGAACUCUUUGUGCGAAACUUGUGAAAAUGAUUGACCAACUAUUGUAGAACAAUGGUGACACACUUUUAACAUUUUGACCUAUUACACAGCGGAAACUGUAUUUGUUCUUGUAAACUAUUUUUCCAGUGCAAUUUACUGUAGUUUUGUAAGAAUCACUUGGAACUAUGUGUAUAGGUCAAUAAGUACCUGAUGCUUGACUAAAUGCAUGUCUUCCGUAUUUUACGUGCGCCAGUUUUAAGUUGCAAAUUUGAUAGAAUUUUAUCAUGUAAAAGUUCCUAUUGAGUUAUAAAAUGCAUUAAGUCAUGUAAAUUGGCAAGCUUCUUAAUAUCAAACUAAAUUGCGAAAAAAAAUGGCUUUUCGCAUAUGAUGGCCAUUAGGAUCAAUUUUGUAUAGAAAAUAAAAUGUAUAACAUACCUAACAGUAAUGUCCGUUCAUGACAAUGUAACAGUGAUUAACAUCCCUUUGUGAUGAAUUUUAUAUGAGCGUUUGUACACGAAUGCAUUUGGCAUUUCUUUUAAUGCGUUACGGUGUGACUGCAAUUCCUAUCUUGGUGUUGGAAUGAAAGUUUUAAUUGUAAGAGUAAAAAAAUAAAUUUGGGACUUGCAGUAUUUCGAAACAUUAUUUUCUACUGUGUUGUGUAUUUUUACAUUUUUUUUGUCUGUAGUUGUGUGUGUGUCCUCCAAUCAAACCAUUUUAAUUUAAUUUUACUACUCUGUAAUCUCUCAGAUGUAUGAAAAUCUGUACUCGGUACAGCACUUACUGCAACGUCACAAUACAACAUAUUACAAAAUA
Photinus pyralis (common eastern firefly) is the source of this 3251-nucleotide messenger RNA. RefSeq names its product LIM domain-binding protein 2 (gene Chi). Gene Ontology annotation, biological process: nervous system development; positive regulation of transcription by RNA polymerase II; negative regulation of transcription by RNA polymerase II. The coding region runs from base 173 to 1360 and encodes 395 amino acids. The record is from RefSeq and is a predicted model, not a curated record. Gene Ontology annotation, molecular function: LIM domain binding. NCBI's taxonomy places the organism in Eukaryota, Metazoa, Arthropoda, Insecta, Coleoptera, Lampyridae. Gene Ontology annotation, cellular component: nucleus; transcription regulator complex. The transcript has 7 exons.